Bicyclus anynana (squinting bush brown) is the source of this 1283-nucleotide messenger RNA. RefSeq lists its product as uncharacterized. The transcript is spliced from 2 exons. NCBI's taxonomy places the organism in Eukaryota, Metazoa, Arthropoda, Insecta, Lepidoptera, Nymphalidae. The record is from RefSeq and is a predicted model, not a curated record. Bases 114 to 860 code for a protein of 248 amino acids.
UUCUUUUGCGUAGUACCUCUGUACUCGGCGAGCCAAGACUACAUACAUAUUAAAGAUUGCAGAAAAUUGUUCAGUGUCAAAUCUUGAAGUGACAGAAAUUAACAAUAAAAAAAAUGAGUUUCAAAGGAAAAGUUGCAAUAGUGACGGGCUCGAGUUCAGGAAUCGGCGCCGCGGUGGCGAUGUCUCUGAGUGCGGAAGGCGCUUCGGUGGUCAUCGUUGGACGGAACGAAGCGAAGUUGGCGGCUACAAAAGCGAAGUGCGCCAACGCGUUGGUCGUGCGCGCCGACAUUACAAUCGACGCCGACGCCCGCCGAAUCGUCCAACAGACAAUAGAAAAGUUCGGCAAGAUAGACAUAUUGGUGAACAACGCGGGAAAUUCGAUACUUGCGAGCAUUUUCGAUGAAAAUAUAAUGGAGUCGUACGAUUUUACUAUGAACAUAAAUCUACGCGCGGUUUUCCGUAUGACCAGUUUGGUAGUGCCGCAUAUAAUCAAAACUAAGGGGAACAUUGUUAUGAUUUCGAGUGUUACUGGUCGCAGUACGAGUUUUGGUGCUCAAGCUAUAUCGUAUGCGGUAUCCAAAGCUGGGUUGAAUCAUUUUGGAGCGUACUUGGCAGCGGAUUUGGCACCUCACGGUGUUAGGGUAAACGUAAUAAGUCCAGGUCCUGUGUACACGGAUUUGAUUGAGAAUUCCGGUUACGAUGGAUCCUAUGACGUGCUGAAAUUUCACACCGCUCUCGACAGCGUGUCGCAUCCACAGGAGAUAGCGGAUUUGGUGCUCAUGGUAGCGAAUGACAAAGCGAAAUCUAUUACUGGCUCCAACUUGUUUUGCGACAACGGCUGGAUGAUAAAACGCUACUAAGCAUUCCUUAAGAUACUUCGUUUUUCAAAGCUUAACUUUUAGGGACUCUAAUUCAAAGUUUUUUAUAUUUUUUUCAAAUGCACGAAAAACACCAUUACUCAUAAAAUAAAUUAAUAUUUUUGUGUUUCUGUUAAUUAUAAAUCAUUUAUUGUCAAAAUUAUUAAAACGAAAGAUUAAAUGUUAAUUUAUUGUAUUUUAUCUCACAAAGUUAAUUUUAUUCAUAAAAUGUUGAACACUUUUCUGACAUAAAAACUCUUUGCUAUGAUUUUAAAAAGUACCGUUCGUUAUUAGACGGAUGAUGAAGGUUUUAUAUUAGGUACAUUACGGCAUAUGUGCAUUUUACAUUACAUUACGGCACAUGUGCGUCAUAGUUUUGUUAUUACAAAAAUUGAUUAAAAUAUAAUAAAAAACACAAAAAAAAAA